AUUAAAGUUUCUAAUGUCAUAGAUCAUGCAAUAUAGUUGUUCUCGUACAAAAUUGUUUAUUUUUCAUUGUUUUGUUAUUCUCCUUUCACGAAAGUAAAACAAUAAAAAUUUAAUAAAACGCCAUAAAUCGAUCAUUCGAGUGAUAUAAAAUCAAUCAAUCAUAUUUUGAAACUAUACUGAUUACAGGGUGAAUUGAAUACGGUUAUGAAGAUUGUGAUUCUAACAAAAAUCAUCGAACAAAAACAAAUUACUUAAUACAGUGACUUUAUAAGCAGCAGCCGCAGAAUUCGUACAAUUUGCAAUUUAUAAAAGAGCACAAUGCCUCGUUAUGCUGAGGGAGCAGCUGGAAGUGGAGGAUCAGACAAAAGUUUCUGUAGUAAACCAUCGCGAGGUUGGCUGCACACAGAUCAAACAAUUCUAAACGAAGGAGUCACCUUUAACGUUAGGUACAUAGGAUGUCUCGAGAUACGAACCUCCAUGAAAUCAUUAGACUUUUCGCUGAGGUCGCGAGUGGCAAAGGAAUGCAUCACUCGUGUUUGUGAGGCGGCUGGUUUGAAAACGUCUAAGAAACGACGUGUCGAUAAGCAAGUUAUGCAAUGCAUUUGCGAAAUGCCCGAAAUGUAUAAUGCCGGCUCGAAUGCAACUCUGACAGUGUCCAGUAAAUUCUUGUCGUUAGUUACAUUGGAAACCAACGAGGAAAUAGCUAAACACGAUAUGCCCAGGAUAUCAUUUGCAUCCGGUGGUGAUAGUGAAACCUUGGAUUUUGUAGCUUAUGUAGCUAAAAAUGAAAAAGAGUGGAGAGCCUGCUACGUUUUAGAAUGUGGUGGGGGCCAAGCACAAGACUUAAUUGCAACAAUAGGACAAGCAUUUGAACUGAGAUUUAAUGAAUAUUUCAAUAAGGCACAAGACAAAGUGAAUCUGAAUACUGAUAAGGAGUACUACAAUGAUUUGCCCGGUAAAUUGCCACCGGACAUGUUACAUGAAGACGAACUGGAGAAACGAUCGCAACGCAAUGUAGUUAAGAAGCCUCGCGAACGGCUCAGUAGCAAUCUCAUCGACUUGAACAGUCCACCACCGGAUCACGACUAUGUAAAUGAAAAAGAUCCGAACAGUAACAGUGCACAAGCUCGAGAUGUGUUUGAUAUGCAACCAUUUUCAUUAACAGCCGAAGUUCAACGGUCACAGUUAAUGACGGAAACAUGGUUCCAUUGCGCCAUCAGCCGACCAGCUGCCGAAAGCUUAUUGAAAAAUGACGGUGACUUCUUGGUGCGCGAAUCCCAAGGCAAACCCGGUCAAUACGUUUUAACCGGUCUGCAAGCAUCCACACCAAAACACUUACUACUCAUCGAUCCCGAAGGAAUCGUUCGAACAAAAGAUCGAAUCUUCGACAGUAUCAGUCAUUUGAUCAACUAUCACUGGUUGAAUUGCUUGCCAAUUAUAUCCGAGGAAAGUGCAUUGAUACUGCGAAAUCCGAUUGCUCGUAAUCCACAAAUGGCGAAAUAACAGCGACGGAAUUUGUUGGAAUCUUUUAAAGUUUCGGUGUAAUUUGCUUAGUGCUCUUAUAUCUGUGUCGUGAACGACUCAAAAUUGUACGUAUACACGAAUCUGAUAAUAUCGAACCGAUGAAGGUAACUGAAUGAUCUUUUUACGUAAGUUAGUCAGACAACGAAAUUAAUCAAAACAAUCAUAUAUUUACUUAAGUGAUGUUAAUGGUAGACGAGACCGUUGAGA
Molecule: messenger RNA, 1731 nt
Organism: Bradysia coprophila
Lineage: Eukaryota; Metazoa; Arthropoda; Insecta; Diptera; Sciaridae
Gene: Shc
Product: SHC-adaptor protein
Biological process (GO): intracellular signal transduction; cell surface receptor protein tyrosine kinase signaling pathway
Cellular component (GO): plasma membrane
Molecular function (GO): receptor tyrosine kinase binding
Source: RefSeq, a predicted model, not a curated record